This is a messenger RNA of Anopheles moucheti, 1397 nucleotides long. Its product is annotated as RNA-binding protein 42. NCBI's taxonomy places the organism in Eukaryota, Metazoa, Arthropoda, Insecta, Diptera, Culicidae. The transcript is spliced from 5 exons. Gene Ontology annotation, molecular function: mRNA binding. The record is from RefSeq and is a predicted model, not a curated record. Bases 189 to 1151 code for a protein of 320 amino acids.
UUGUGUUUACAAGAUCGUCUCGCAUUAGCAGCCGCUUGGAAUUGCGCUAAUCUGCUGCGUGUUUUUCCGGUCUAUUAGAACGGCGUUUUCGUAAAAAGUAGACGAAAUUUUGUGCGGUUUUAGAGAAUCGUAAAUCAUUUACAUAAAUUUGCUUCGGCUUGUGCUCGUUACUCUUUGCUACAUUCGAAAUGGGUACCAAACGAAAGAAUAUGGAGGAUGAAAUGUCUCGAUUCGAGGCAGAGAUCUCUAGUGCAACAGUGUCGUAUGCGGCGCUUCCAUCCGUGCCAGCUGUAUCUGGCAAUCCCUUCAUACCUUCUCAGGUACGAACAGUCAUCGGAUCUCAAACGUACAAUCAGGUGCAGCAGAAAUUGGCGCAAGUACCACCCAGACUGCCACCGCCACCUAUGCCUCCCUUUAUGCCAACAUACAGUGCUCAGCCGCAACCAUUAAUGCCGCAAAAGUCUUAUUCAACGGAACCAACGCCGGUCAUUGUCAGUAGUGCACCGAAACUGUACACCGCCCGACCUACCGUAGGCAUUGCAACAAAGUCAGAUUCAUCUUCUGGUCCAUCAAGCAGCGGCAUAUCGGCCGUCCAAUCGUACGAUAUUGCAAACAUUCAGUACGAAGUGACGACCAAGAUUAAGAAGCCCAAAACGGAAAAGUCUGGACCAAAUCCAAUAGCUGAGGAAGCGAUUAAAGCAGCCCGGGCUUCCUCAGCGUUACAGUCCUUCGGAAACAGCGAAAGACGAGGGAAGAAAGACAAAAAACAAACAGUACGUGUGGCCGGCGGACAAACAUGGGAAGAUAUGUCAUUAUCAGAUUGGCCAGAGGACGAUUUUCGCAUAUUUUGUGGCGAUCUCGGGAAUGAUGUGAACGACGAACUGCUGACGCGAACAUUUAACAAAUUUCCUUCAUUUCAACGUGCCAAAGUGAUACGUGAUAAACGUACGAGCAAAAGCAAGGGCUAUGGCUUCGUGAGUUUUAAGGACCCGCAGGACUUCAUACGUGCCAUGAAGGAAAUGGACGGACGCUACGUUGGAAGCCGGCCAAUCAAACUACGCAAGAGCACGUGGAAAAAUCGGAGCAUCGAUGUGGUACGGAAAAAGGAAAAGGAAAAACAAGCGCUACUAAGCCUCUUCAAUCAGAGCUAGUAGAUUAGUGAGCAUCAUCAUGGAGCGAGCAGUGGUUUUGUGGACAGUCUUCAUUUUAAUUGAUCAUGCUUCAUUUGGAACUACAUUGGAUGUGUGACCGUACCGCCCGGAACAAGAUGAAUCCAUUGUGAAUUGUGAACAGAAAAAAAAUAUACAAAACAUAAAACAAUAUUGUAGAUGAAUGGGAACCAACCAAGUUGUGCGUACUGUAAAGCAUGUAAAAGCACAUGAAAUAGAUAAUGAAUA